Molecule: messenger RNA, 3893 nt
Organism: Ctenopharyngodon idella (grass carp)
Lineage: Eukaryota; Metazoa; Chordata; Actinopteri; Cypriniformes; Xenocyprididae
Gene: dnm2b
Product: dynamin 2b
Exons: 21
Coding region: 214-2826 (870 amino acids)
Cellular component (GO): microtubule; cytoplasm; membrane
Molecular function (GO): microtubule binding; GTPase activity; GTP binding
Source: RefSeq, a predicted model, not a curated record
GGUGGUCUGCUGACCGGAUGGGAAAACUUUCUUCCUUCGUUUUUCUCUCACACUGUCUGACAACUGGAGUUUGAUAUAUUGGGUCCGUUUUUUUCUGUUAAAACGGUUUGUUUUGAGUGUUAUUACGCGCCACUGUUAAGGGCGCGUAAUAGUGAGUCAUGAAGUGAUCUGAACAAUUUAUCUGGAGUUUGUGGUGUUUGACUAAAACUCGUCAUGGGGAACCGCGGGAUGGAGGAGUUGAUUCCCCUCAUUAACAAACUGCAGGACGCCUUCAGCUCCAUCGGCCAGAGCUGCAACCUCGAGCUGCCGCAGAUUGCUGUGGUGGGCGGCCAGAGCGCCGGGAAGAGCUCGGUGCUGGAGAACUUCGUGGGCAGAGACUUUCUUCCGCGAGGAUCCGGCAUCGUCACUCGCAGGCCUCUGAUUCUCCAGCUAGUCAACAGCAAAGCGGAAUACGCAGAGUUCCUGCACUGUAAGGGCCGUAAGUUCGUGGACUUUGAUGAGGUUCGGCUAGAGAUCGAGGCCGAGACGGACCGAAUCACUGGAUCCAAUAAGGGAAUCUCUCCAGUGCCCAUCAACCUGCGCGUUUACUCACCGAACGUCUUAAAUCUGACGCUGAUUGAUCUUCCCGGCAUGACGAAGGUGGCGGUGGGAGACCAGCCGACGGACAUCGAGUUCCAGAUCAGAGACAUGCUGCUGCAGUUCAUCUCCAAAGAGAACUGCCUGAUCCUGGCCGUCACACCCGCCAACACUGACCUCGCCAACUCUGACGCGCUGAAGAUCAGCAAAGAGGUCGAUCCUCAGGGUCUUCGCACCAUCGGCGUGAUGACCAAACUGGAUCUGAUGGAUGAAGGAACGGAUGCCAAAGACAUCCUGGAGAACAAGCUGCUGCCGCUGCGCAGAGGUUAUAUUGGUGUGGUGAACCGCAGUCAGAAGGACAUCGACGGCAGGAAGGACAUCCGAGCCGCUCUGGCUGCCGAGAGGAAGUUCUUCCUGUCCCAUCCAGCGUACAGACACAUAGCGGAGCGGAUGGGCACGCCUUACCUGCAGAAAACACUCAACCAGCAACUGACGAAUCACAUCCGUGACACUCUGCCGGCGCUGCGCAGUAAACUACAGAGUCAGCUGCUGUCACUGGAGAAGGAGGUGGACGAAUACAAGAAUUUCAAACCGGACGACCCGACGCGAAAAACCAAAGCACUGCUGCAGAUGGUGCAGCAGUUUGGCGUAGACUUUGAGAAGCGGAUCGAGGGCUCUGGCGAUCAGGUGGACACGCUGGAACUCUCCGGCGGAGCGCGAAUCAACCGCAUCUUCCAUGAGCGCUUCCCUUUUGAGCUAGUUAAGAUGGAGUUUGAUGAGAAGGAGUUGAGGAGAGAGAUCAGUUACGCCAUCAAGAACAUUCAUGGAGUCAGGACGGGGCUGUUCACCCCUGACCUGGCCUUUGAGGCCAUAGUGAAAAAGCAGGUUGUUAAACUGAAGGAGCCGUGUCUCAAGUGUGUAGACCUGGUGGUGUCUGAACUCGCCACGCUCAUCCUUAAGUGCACCGAGAAGCUGAACUCGUAUCCUCGGCUGAGAGAAGAGACGGAGAGAAUCGUCACCACAUACGUCAGAGAGAGAGAGAGCAAAACUAAAGACCAGGUGAUGCUGCUGAUCGACAUCGAGCUCUCCUACAUCAACACCAACCAUGAGGACUUCAUCGGUUUUGCCAACGCGCAGCAGCGGAGCGCGGCAGUCAGUAAGAAGAGGGCAAUGCCCAACCAGGUGAUCAGACGCGGUUGGCUCACCAUCAACAUCAGCAUCAUGAAGGGCGGAUCCAAGGACUACUGGUUCAUCCUGACCGCAGAGUCUCUGUCCUGGUACAAGGACGAGGAGGAGAAAGAGAAGAAGUUCAUGCUGCCUCUGGAUAACCUGAAGCUCAGAGACGUUGAGAAAGGGUUCAUGUCCACCAAACACACCUUUGCCAUCUUCAACACCGAGCAGAGGAACGUGUAUAAAGACCUGCGUCAGAUCGAGCUGGCCUGCGACUCUCAGGAGGACGUGGACAGCUGGAAAGCAUCGUUCCUGCGGGCGGGAGUCUAUCCGGAGAAAGACCAGGCGGAGAACGAGGACGGCGUCCCGGCCGACUCUCUCUCCAUGGACCCUCAGCUGGAGCGGCAGGUGGAGACCAUCCGAAACCUGGUGGACUCCUACAUCGGCAUCGUCAACAAGAGCAUCAGAGACCUCAUGCCCAAGACCAUCAUGCACCUGAUGAUCAACAACGCGAAGGAGUUCAUCCACUCGGAGCUGCUGGCGUAUCUGUACUCGUCCGGCGAUCAGAAUAGUCUGAUGGAGGAGUCGGCCGAACAGGCGCAGCGGCGCGACGAGAUGCUGCGCAUGUAUCACGCGCUUAAAGAGGCGCUGCACAUCAUCGGUGACAUCAGCACCAGCACCGUGUCCGCGCCGGUGCCGCCUCCCGUGGACGACACCUGGAUCCACACCGACCCCAGUCCUCCAUCUCAGCGUAAGCCGUCCUCAGGCACGGCUCCGCCCCCUGGUCGUCCCCCUGCAGUGCGAGGCCCCACCCCUGGCCCACCGGGCCCACCUCCUCUUAACCCCUCCCCUGCGUUUGGAGCUCCGCCCGUUCCAACCAGGCCCGGCCCGCCUCCAGUCAGCUCUAAUGCUUUUGGGAGUGGUGCUCUGGAUCCAAUGGUGGCUCCGCCCCCUCAGGUGCCGUCUCGCCCCGCCCGUGUGCCGCCCUCUCUGCCGCCCGGCAUACCCAGCAGGAGACCUCCAGCAGCUCCAAACCGGCCCACGAUCAUCAGACCGUCAGAACCGUCUCUGCUGGACUGAGGAGAGAGACUUCCAACACAGACGACACCAAAGGAACCACCAACACACACACACACGUGCAUAUAAGGGCUCAACUCAAAGUUUGAUUGACGUGGUUUUUGAUACACUUCAAGUAGUAAUAAGAUUUUUUGAAUCAUUUAAAUAAGCAUUUCUGCAUAUAUAUAUAUGUUUUGUAGAAUUUCAGGGAACUUCAGAAAUUGUUGGGAGGACAAGCAACACUUUAAAUGUGACAUCAUACAUCGCCGCAGGUCCGUUCAUUUCACAUGAGAGUGACGUUUACAGACGACCGAACCUCGACUUGUUUGAUCAGCGCCUGAAGACUGAACUGACAGCAUUAAUAGUCUUUAACACUCCGUUUUCUGUUAUUUUUGUAUAAAUGCUUCAGUUUCCUGAUGAUGACACUAUGGUGGGAAUCACAUGAUAUUCUUUAGGGUUCAGUGCUUUUUAAGCUCUGAUGCCAUAUUAUCUGCCGCUGUAGUUGAUAGUUCAAACGACACACUAAACAUCUCAAAAACCUCGUCGUUUAUAAACGAAUACUAAUGAGUGUUCAUUAACAGUGUUCUGUGACACUAUAAAACACUUAAUUCUGAACCUGAUGAGUGUUUUGCCUUAAACCAUUUCAUGAAACAAUUCUAGAUAUUAAUACUUGUUUUCAGAGAAUAAAUCUUGAGGUUUUAGUUGACUUAUGUUCACAUCAGCUGAAAAUGAGUCUUAUUCAGCUUCAAUUCUCAACUACAUCUUGUUUUAUGGAUGUUUAGAUGUUUCUACUUGAAAAUGAAUGCUUUUAUAUGGUGUAUGACUAACAGGAGGUUGAAACACUGAUCUCUUCCCUUUUUUGGUUUUUCACUUCUUCAUAUAUCUUCUCUUUUUCAUGACGUUUCGCAAGAACUGCGAACAAAAGCAUAAGUAACCUAAAUGCAAUGAUUAUUAUCAAUAAAAGGGCAAUUUGUUUAGCUUUUGCUUUGAUGUUUAGUCUUGAAUGUAACGGAUGUGUCAGUCUUAAAAAUUAUUGACAUGAAACUUCCUUUUUGACACAUUUCCAAAUAAAACCGAAUAUUUAAUUGUCA